Peniophora sp. CBMAI 1063 is the source of this 444-nucleotide messenger RNA. NCBI's taxonomy places the organism in Eukaryota, Fungi, Basidiomycota, Agaricomycetes, Russulales, Peniophoraceae. The record is from the annotation of a GenBank genome assembly.
AUGCUUCUAGCUGUCGAGUGGCGCCUCACAAAAGCUUUGGACGCGAGGAUGCGAGAAGCUUUUCUUGCUUUGCGUGAAGUCAUCAAGGGGAAUUUGACAGAUUACUGCGACAACGCUCACAUGCAGCCCUCUGGCCUUAUCGGUGUAUGGUCUACGGAUUUUGUCCGCGAGCAAGAGUCGGCGCUUUCCUUGUCGCUUAUUCUCAAGGACCAGUCUGUCAGCGAAGCGGCCAUGAAGGCUUUGCGCUCGUAUAGGGCUGUCGACAAAACCCUUCAAUCAGUACGCCGUGCUGACGCACAUGCUGUCGGCAUGCUUUUGUUGGGUAUUGAGAGGCAGGCCCUGGGUAUGCAGCAGACCGUGCCUCAUUAUCCCGAAGAUAUGCCAGAACAACCUGCUGCCGUUCUCGCACUCAUCGAUCGGCUUUCGGAGAAUCUACGUGUGUGA